Microcebus murinus (gray mouse lemur) is the source of this 333-nucleotide messenger RNA. The record is from RefSeq and is a predicted model, not a curated record. NCBI's taxonomy places the organism in Eukaryota, Metazoa, Chordata, Mammalia, Primates, Cheirogaleidae.
AUGAGGGUGGGAGAAAAGCGCCGUCAUGAAAUUGUUCUACAAGUAGUUAAAAUGACACUUAAAGAAGAGCGGGAGCUGGCCUGGUGGUGGCUAUGCUGGGCUCGUUGGCUCACACCUGUAAUCCUAGCACUCUGGGAGGCUGAGGUGAAAUGUCCAUAUAAGAAAGUAAACUUGAAGUGGUUCACUGGAACAGUGAAUCCCUGUCCUGGCUUAUAUCAACCCAUCUGUGGCACCAAUUUUGUGACCUAUGACAACCCCUGCAUCCUGUGUAUUGAGAGCUUGAAAUCUGAAGGAAAAAUUAAGUUUUACAAAGAUGGAAACUGUACUAUGUGA